Molecule: messenger RNA, 5190 nt
Organism: Eriocheir sinensis (Chinese mitten crab)
Lineage: Eukaryota; Metazoa; Arthropoda; Malacostraca; Decapoda; Varunidae
Exons: 2
Coding region: 2934-4430 (498 amino acids)
Source: RefSeq, a predicted model, not a curated record
UAUAGUAGGAUAUCAAUGUAUUAUUAUUAUUUAAUAUCACCACGAAUUAGGCAUACAAUUGUCAAUGGAAAAACCCCACGACAGAUAGAUCACGCCACCUUAUAGGAAUGUCGUCCGUCAGUGUUUACCGUCUCAGUUUUGUAUACUUAGCACUCCGAUGGUGCGUGGAGGUCACCUUGACAUACGUGACCAAUUGUAACAAUUAUUUUCCAACCUGUAACUCGCCACUCCUUCACGAGAGUCCGACUGACACACAACGACAGUCGCUCUCGCUCCGUCGCUUCUUGUACAUAAAGGCUACGAAUAUAAUUCGCCUUAAGGAAGCUGAAGUCUUAAUCAACACCCUUUAAACGCCCCCCGACAAGCCCGUUACAUUUGGUUGGCAGCGGUCACCCCGCGCCUGUGCCUUCGCUACCUCGUUCUCUUCCAAGCCACGAGAACUCACCAACAAAACUCCGGGGACAGGCGUGCAAGGGAAGAAGGAGUCAACGCACCAGCCGUCCGCGGCAACGCACCUGCCGUCCGCGGCAACGCACAUGCCGUCCGCGGCAACGCACCAGCCGUCCGCGGCAUCUCACAAGGCGCCCACCUACGUGCAACUCACAAGGCGCCAGCUACAAGCAUCUCACAAGUCGCCACCUACGUGCAACUCACAAGGCGCCAGCUACAAGCAUCUCACAAGUCGCCACCUACGUGCAACUCACAAGGUGCCAGCUACAAGCAUCUCACUAGUCGCCACCUACGUGCAACUCACAAGGCGCCAGCUACAAGCAUCUCCCAAGUCGCCACCUACGUGCAACUCACAAGGCGCCAGCUACAAGCAUCUCCCAAGUCGCCACCUACGUGCAACUCACAAGGCGCCAGCUACAAGCAUCUCGCAAGUCGCCACCUACGUGCAACUCACAAGGCGCCAGCUACAAGCAUCUCACAAGUCGCCACCUACGUGCAACUCACUAGGCGCCAGCUACAAGCAUCUCCCAGGUCGCCACCUACGUGCAACUCACAAGGCGCCAGCUACAAGCAUCUCCCAAGUCGCCACCUACGUGCAACUCACAUGGCACCAGCUACAAGCAUCUCACAAGUCGCCACCUACGUGCAACUCACACGGCGCCAGCUACAAGCAUCUCACAAGUCGCCACCUACGUGCAACUCACAAGGCGCCAUCUACAAGCCUCGAGCACACCAGCUAUAAGCAACUCUACAGGCGUCCAGCCUACAAGCCUCGAGCACACCAGCUACAAGCCUACAGGCUCUACAGCCUACAAGCCUCGAGCACACCAGCUUCAAGCAACUCUACAGGCGUCAAGCCUACAAGCCCCGAGCACACCCACAGGCCUACGCAGCCGAUAGCGAGGGCCACAAUCUAGAAGCCGCUCCCCCGCUUCAAGCCAGCACUGCUACGUACCCUGCAAGCCACUCCACGAUACGGCAGAGGUAUUCACACCUGCAACGUGGAGGCACGCCCCGCUGACCUUGGGACACCCCGCAUGCCCCUCGCUCCACAGCUGGCGGCACCACCGCCGCUGCCGGGAGCAUCGGCCCAAACCUCUUCCGACAAACAGUCAGCAAGGGUACCCGGGGACAUCUCCCGGUGACUGCAAGCUGUUCCCACUACCGUUUCUUGCAAGGCGUCUUCUCAAGAGGUUACACACCCAAGUCGUCUUGUCUGCCACCGCCGCCCAUCUCUUACUAUAACAAGGACGACGCGGCCAUCAUACGUCUGGCGGCAGUGUACCAGCUCCCAGCCGCGCACCGCGGCCGCUCAUUUUGCUGGGUCAGCAGUUUUUCAACCUCCAUUGCGAGUCCUCCGAUGUCAGCCCAUCCCUCACCUCUCACCGCCGCUGUGGCCGCGGCCGAGGUUUCCUGACGCGCCUACAACGACUGCACGUCACCCAGGGCAUCACAAGCCGUCGCCCUCUCCACUACAUCAGCUGACUAAUCUUGGUAUUUGUGGAUAUUCCCUUCUUGUCCAAAUAUGCCGCCUCGGCUUAUUUUCAUUAUUGUCCGUGCAGGGGCACGAUUUUUUUUAUUUCUGUGUUCCUACCGCUGUUAAUCAGUCAUAAUUGUGGGAGUAACGUUCAUUCGCAUACGAUAUUGAUUCUUUCUUAUUGUUUGCUAGCGAGUCUAUUGAGUAUAGUGUGAGUUCCCUGAUCAAAUUUAAUCUUCAUCAGUGUGCCCUGCCUCCGUUUUCUUUUCACCGCUCGAGAGAAAACGUGAGCUUCAAUGGUAUACUCACUUAACAUACCACUUUGUUUAUAUAGUUAUUCUUUCUAUAUAUACCCAUAUCAUUAGGGCAUUCCAUUAUAACCUUAACUUCUAUUACGUCUAAACAGGCACCUUGCUAGCCAUUCUUUCUUGCCUUUUUAGGGUUUCAACGCAAACUAUUCAUUCAUACACGUUCCGGUUAUUGGUUCAUAUUUACAGCUAUCAACAUAUGCUCCUAUUUUGUAAAUGAUUUACACCAUAGUAUGAACAAAGACACUCUCGCUAAACUCGGCGACACCUUUAAACAGUUGGCUCGUCCUUCAAGUGAAGAGGGACUGGAACACGAUACCACAACCAGUGAAUUUACUAAGGUAAUCUUCUGUUCAGGCACUCAUUAUUUAUCAAUUACAGGCCGCAGAAUUCGUUCACCCCCGGGUUCGUCUGCAUACUUACAACCCACUCAAGGUUCAAGGACACCCUCACCAGCAUCCCCUCGCACCAGCCGCAGUAUUACAGGCUCAAAAUCAUGAUGUUGCGUUUUCUGACCAUCUUGUUGUCCCUCGGCUCCCUGCUUGCAACAACACCCAUCCAUCUGAAGCCUGGUGCCCUCACGGCACACAUAGGAGAGGUCUUCCUCAUAGAAGAUGUGCUCCUCGUAAAAUAUCCAUAUACUUCCUUGACCAACACCACGGACACAAUCAGGAUAGUCUCAGAAAAAACUACUCGGCAUGGCAGACGCCAUCCGGGCUACCAAGACUAGGGAAUCAAAGGCUCCUUCUAGUACCAACUCUCUGACUCUUUUUCAACUACUGGAGGAUAGGAUUCUGUUCUUACGGGGAAAAGUUGAUGAGGUAAACAUGGAUUAUAGUUUUCACUCAGUUCACUCUCAGGUAAAGAGGGGGUUGCUCAACAUCGUUGGGUCCGCCUCAAAGUUCCUUUUCGGUACGGCUACCGACGAGGACGUUCGCGAUUUGCGGGACCACUACGCUCAUGUACUUUCCUUUGCUGCUCGAAAUCGCAGGGUGAUCAACGCCAAUUGUAGAAAACUUGCGCAAUUGCAUACUAACAUUGAGGAACUGCUAGAGCAGACAAAUAAGAUGGUAGAGGUUAUCAACAUAGUUGUCAAACAGAUCGACCAGGUGAAUCAGUUUCUCCUCCUAGAUCAGGCCUUGCAUGUAUUGGAAAACGUCAUUAGCUCCGUCGCAACGGCAAAUCAGCAGGUUAUUAGCAACAUGGUUGAUGCAGCGCACGGUAGAGUCACACCUGCCUUGUUCCCUCUACACGAUUUGAGAACGACUGUCCAGAUCGGGUAUCAAAAUUAUAGCCUGACGCCUUUAUUCACCCCGGACAUGAGUCAAUAUUUUUACCCCUUGAUUGAGUCCAGCCUCACCCCUGAUUGCAUAAUCAUUCAUGUUCCCUUUCAGACGGCGGACGUGUUUGAGGCACACGAAAUUGUCCCGUUCCCUUUUUCGGCAAAGGACAGUGUGUUGGCCCUGGACACGUCCCCGUCUCUUGUUCUAAUCGCGAAGGAUUUCGCUCUGUAUUCUACGGGUAGCUACUCACUCUUGCAGUAUUGCAAGGAGACGGUCUUCGGGCGAUUCUAUUGCUCUGCGUCUCUCUUUGCCUUCCUUCCAGUUCGGGGAGGAGUAUACGAGAUCGCCCUCACCCGCGUGAACGCGUCUGACGCUCUUUCCCUGUGCCCUUACAAGCAGCUAACACCAACGCCUGUUUUCCAUAAGAACUUUCAGGGUCUGCAUUAUUUUUAUUUCCCUCAGUCCUUCUAUGUAUCGGUCAUCUGCCCGGAGGGUACCACUUAUCAACGGGUUACUGGUCACUAUGCCAUAGCGGAAGCAUGCUAUAUCCGCUCCACUAACAUAACAACGUACCCGUCCCAGAUUCGUCUGGUUUUCACGGCCAAUAUUUCCCAUCGAGUGUUUCUUCUACGGUCUCUCGAUGACAUUCAUUUCUCCAGCAUCUCGUCUGUGACUAAUUCCCUUAAUUCAUUGUCUUUCGCGAACAAAACAGAGUUUGCGGAAACCCUGGAGGAAACGCUGCCUGAUUAUUUGCAUCUCCCCUACCUGUACCCUGGAUUUUUUGUACCAAUGUUUCUGAUGUUCGUCAGUCUCGUCGUCAUGUGCUACCUUAUUAGGAGAAACUCUGUCCUGCACGAUUAUUUGGUUGUGCAGACACGGCGACUGGAUGCCGGGAGGCCACUGGCAAGGUAGUUUUUCCUUUUCUCAGACAAGUCAGGGGACAGAAACCUGGCUGCUCCUAUACUUAACAUUGUACUGUGUUUCACUACUGUAUUUUUUGGGGGGGAGCUAGAUCAACGUUUCAUUGUCUGUAACUAUGCCAGUUGAUAGUUUCUUAUACAUGUGUCCUUAUAUUUAUCUUUUGAGAGGUUUCUUAUGUUUCAUGUCACACACGUUGUGGUUUCCCUCUCCCUAUUUAUAUUAUAAUUCCACAUCUGUUCUUCCAUAGCCAGUGUUUUAAUAUAAUUGUAUCAUAGGCAGUCUGCUUGACAAACUCCCACUAUGUAUGUUCAUGGUACCUAGACUGCUAUUUCGAUUUUUAUAUAUCGCGAGGUCGCGAUCACUGGUAGGUGACCGAGCAGUGUUAUAGUAGGAUAUCAAUGUAUUAUUAUUAUUUAAUAUCACCACGAAUUAGGCAUACAAUUGUCAAUGGAAAAACCCCACGACAGAUAGAUCACGCCACCUUAUAGGAAUGUCGUCCGUCAGUGUUUACCGUCUCAGUUUUGUAUACUUAGCACUCCGAUGGUGCGUGGAGGUCACCUUGACAUACGUGACCAAUUGUAACAAUUAUUUUCCAACCUGUAACUCGCCACUCCUUCAAGAGAGUCCGACUGACACACAACGACAGUCGCUCUCGCUCCGUCGCUUCUUGUACAUAAAGGCUACGAAUAUAAUUCGCCUUAAGGAAGCUGAAGUCUUAAUCAACACCCUUUAAACGCCCCCCGACAAGCCC